Molecule: messenger RNA, 1358 nt
Organism: Rhinichthys klamathensis goyatoka
Lineage: Eukaryota; Metazoa; Chordata; Actinopteri; Cypriniformes; Leuciscidae
Product: claudin-20
Exons: 2
Coding region: 221-1090 (289 amino acids)
Biological process (GO): bicellular tight junction assembly; cell adhesion
Cellular component (GO): bicellular tight junction; plasma membrane
Molecular function (GO): structural molecule activity
Source: RefSeq, a predicted model, not a curated record
UUCUUUUUUCAUUCUCUUUUCUUCAACAGCUAGAAGAAAUCUCUUCAGAACAGCUUGACGCAUAUAUUGCGCACCAGUGAAAGGCCUAGCAGAGCCGGUGCGGAGGAAUUAUCUGCUGUCAGGUCCUGCGCCGGGCUGAUAGGGAAACUCAGCGCACCGAGGGCCACCACAAGGUGAGAGGGACGGCCGCAGGGGGAAGGGAACCAAAAGUCCGGGACCGAUGAUGCCGUCCUCCACUAUGCAGAUGUUCGCCUUCAUUCUGGCGUUACUGGGGGUCCUGAGUGCCACGGUGGCCACACUGCUACCCAACUGGAAGGUGAGUGCGGAUGUGGGCAACAAUAUCAUGACUGCCAUCUCGCAGAUGCAGGGACUGUGGAUGGACUGCACCUGGUACAGCACCGGAGUCUUCAGCUGCUCGCUUAAGUACUCGGUCCUGUCAUUGCCGGCUUAUCUUCAGACCGCACGCACCACUAUGGUGCUCUCCUGCAUGAUGGCGACAAUGGGACUCUGCUUGGCCGCCCUAGGGCUGAAAUGUACUCGAUGGGGUGGCAGUUAUCGCUCUAAGGGACACACGGCUAUUUCCGCAGGGGCUUGUUUCAUCGUAGCAGGGGUCCUGUGUCUGGUGCCCGCAUCCUGGUUCACCAAUGAGGUCAUCACUACGUUUAUGGACUCCAAAGUGCCCAAGAGCAGCAAGUACGAGCCAGGGGCAGCGGUGUACGUGGCGUUCGUCUCGGCAGGAUUCCUUUUAGCUGCAGGCGUAAUCUUCUGCUUAUCGUGUCCUGGAAGGAGAGGCGGUACAUUGGAUUCGGGCUCGUCCCACCCAGACAAGCCUAAACAGAAGAAGCUGCGCCAGGAGCAGCCGAGCCGUGACCAACAGAAACAGCAGCACUGCGAACAGCAGAGUCAGACUGAACUGCCGGAACGAGAGCAGUCGCAUCGACACCAAGAAAAGCUACAAGCGGACGAUCGUCAGCAAGAGAAGUCGGUGCCGGACAGAUUGAUCCUGGAGAAGGACAAGCAGUACCAGUCUCCAUCUCGAACCCGAAUUCAAGAUCCCAAGGCCGUCUAUAGUCUGCACGACUACGUGUAGACAACUGUCAUCGACUUCAGGAGCACGAGUAUUUAGGGCGUUCUUGAUUGUCAGACUGCCUUUCUUUGUGAGCGGCGAAAAGAGGAGGGGAAAAGCAGUGGAGCAGCAGGAGGAAUAAUGACUUUGAUGCCGUAAUCAACCCUUCUCAUCUGUGCUUUCGCUUACAGCAAGCGAAACACUGGAGGUAUUUCCAAAGCCACCGGAACAGACAAACUAUGGAUUGUGAAACCUCGGGUACACGGUUUUAACUGCAACGACAAGUAAAAAA